Messenger RNA from Eublepharis macularius, 1302 nucleotides. RefSeq names its product putative nuclease HARBI1. The record is from RefSeq and is a predicted model, not a curated record. Bases 1 to 1302 code for a protein of 433 amino acids. The transcript is spliced from 2 exons. Lineage: Eukaryota; Metazoa; Chordata; Lepidosauria; Squamata; Eublepharidae.
AUGUUUGCUGUGAAAGCUCUGAUUUUGGCCUGGCUUCAAAUAAUCCUCAUUUAUCUGAGGCGAUCGAUUGAAGCCACGAACAGCUUUUGGCUCCGUGUGGUCAAAAGAAGGAGGACAAGGCAUUCCUCGUGGGCUCUGCAUGACAUACACCAACAACCACAGCGAGUCCACCGAAGCAGCAGAGCACGAGCACGAGCACGAUGGAUCGCGCUGGCAGGUAUCCGUGUUCCAAGACGCUACUGGGUCUAUCCCAGAAGCAAUGAUUGGUGGGACAAUUUUGUCACCGCUAUAUGGGAUGACGAAUUAUGGAUACAGAACUUUCGCAUGGCCCGGUCCACCUUCAAUGAGCUGGUGGCAUGCAUUGGCCCAAGACUGGCAAGGCAGGAUACCAGACUUCGCCGUGCAAUCCCCGUGGAGAAGAGAGUGGCCAUUGCUAUCUGGUACCUGGCCAACUGCUACCACUACCGGGGCUGCAUGAACCAGUUCGGCGUGGGACUGUCUACAGUCGCAGGGAUAGUUCUGGAGGUUUGCUUUGCUAUCAAGGCAGAGCUGCUAAGCAAACUAGUUUGCUUGGGACAAGAUGUGGCAAAGAUCAUGGCUGGGUUUCAGCAGCUUGGAUUUCCACACUGCAUUGGGGCAGUGGAUGGCACGCACAUCGCCAUUUGCCAAUUCAAGGGAAGAGGUCAUGAGUAUAGCAACAGAAAAAAGUUCAACUCAAUCCUGAUACAGGGAACAGUGGACCAUACAGGGCGAUUCAUUGAUGUGGAGGUCGGUUGGAGUGGCCGCAACCAUGACGCCUUUGUUUUUGCCAAUUCUGCCAUCUGUGAAGCCAUGGAUGCUGGGGCAUUUGUGCCGGGGAACCCAUGUCUUACUUUGGAAGGGGUUGCUGUUCCUCCACUAAUAAUAUCGGAUGCGGCAUAUCCCAUGAGAAGAUGGCUGAUGAAGCCUUAUGGCACACCAUCCACCCCUGCGGAGCGGCACUUCAACAAAUGUUUGACCCGCUCCAGAAAUGUGGUUGAACAUGCUUUCGGUCGGCUGAAGGGCCGUUGGAGGUGUCUCAGAUCAUGCCUGCUGGUUGCAGAGGAGAAUGUCACCAGCAUUGCUGUAGCAUGCGUUGUCCUCCAUAAUCUGUGCGAGCAAAAGGGACAUGGCUAUGUAGAGGACGAUGCACCAUUGCAGCAGGUGCAACUCACAGAGGACCAACCAUCAGUCCCCGUGUGGCCUAGACGUCACCUGGAGCAGGGAAAGGUGGUUCGCGAUGUCCUCGCCAGGCAUAUGUUGAGUCAAGUGCAGCAUCAGUAA